Molecule: messenger RNA, 5113 nt
Organism: Prionailurus viverrinus (fishing cat)
Lineage: Eukaryota; Metazoa; Chordata; Mammalia; Carnivora; Felidae
Product: C-type lectin domain family 18 member A-like
Exons: 12
Coding region: 3519-5102 (527 amino acids)
Molecular function (GO): polysaccharide binding
Source: RefSeq, a predicted model, not a curated record
UGAGAUCAUGACCUGAGCCCAAAUCAAGAGUCAGAGGCUCAACCGCCUGAGCCACCCAGGUGCCCCUCAACCGUCACUAUUUUACAUCUCCACGUUAAAAGGCUAAGUCCCACGGCUCCUUUAUUGUCGACGUUGGUUCUUGUACUUUCUAGGCUCUCAUACCCACCAAAUGCCCUAUUCUUCAGGAGGACUGACUGUUUUCUCUUCUGGGCUUCUCCUACUCCACGAAACGCCAGAGUGACUUCUCGUACGAUACUUCACAGAGCAGACCAUCCCAUGCACAAUUACACGUCUUGACAGGACUUUUCACUCGUGGUAUUUGGAUUCACCGUUGCAAACAUUCUGCCUUCUUGGUUUUCUGUCUCGCAAGGACUGAAAUUACCAGGGGUGGGGAGGAUAGUUUCAGCAUCUGUUUCAAAAGAUCCACGCCAGGAUUUCCUUUGCACACCAGGAACUGGAGCUCGGAGCACCUCUCUGCUCCAAGCCCGAUUCUCGGUUCGGUUCUCGUGCCUUACGCCAGAAUGUCCCACGGUAGGUGUAGACAGGAAGGACAAAGAGAAAGUCAGUCACUCGGUCUGAGGGUUCCCCUCCACCCCCCAUAGCCUCUCUUCCCCAGAUCAAAGGCCUGGCCUGCUGGGUAGAAAGUUUCUGCGGCUUGUUUCAAUCAAGGGGUUUCUAGCAGCACAGUUAACGCUUCACUCUCCGGUGUGCUCUGGGGAUACAGGAAAAUGCCAUUGUAAUUAUCGUACAGCGCUGUAACUCCUUAUUUACAUUUUGUAUUACAAAAUGUACAUUUUGCAAAUGUGCAGUUUGCUCAGCCCCUUUCUGUGUGUGUGUAGUGACAGCAGGUGGUGCUGAGGACACGUGAGGCAUUUUAGGGCACGGGCUCUUUCACAGGAGCUCCGGGGACUUGAGGCGCCCAGAGUGACCAGCAUCUCUGCCUCCGCGGGCGCGGUAUUAACAUCCUACCCUGUACUUCCAUCAAGCCGGAGUUUAAUUAACGUGUUCUUUUCAUGCGACUGGGUCUGCAAAUGAAUAAACAGACACGUUAAUUACUCUGGCUGAGUCCACUGUGAAACGUGCUUCAUGUUUGGCGACAGGGUGUUAAGUAUUUGCCAUAACAGAGGAUAGACACGGUACGCAAAACCUUAUCCACCUGUGUUACCAGAGCAUAAAACAGGAUUUGGAAAGCAAGGCACAGCACACACAGGCAUUCCAUCACCCUCCGCGCAGUGGCGGCAUGGCUAGAGACAGAUAGCCUCCCUUACUCUUCCGAAGGUUUGAGGACUCACAUCUAAGUCUCUAACACGCGACAGACUGAACCGGCCAAGAAAGUGCUAAGCAUGCGGUAGGCACCAGCGGCGGUGCCUCGGAAUCGUCUCGGGACACGUAAAGCAACACCCUCUGAGUGAACUGGAAUCAACCAGGCUGGAAGUCUGACCCGUACUUCUCGAGAGGCUUCCGGGAAGCUCUCUCGUGUCUAGAAACCGCUGGGUGCCAAGAGUUGAGCAGCCCGGAGGACAAAUGGUAGCUGUGAAAGCUUUGUGGCUUCAGAAGGACUUUCGCUGGUUCCUAAGGAAGAUACUUAGAGCAGGACAGGGCUCUUCUCAUACCUCAUCCCAUUUGAUCUUGUGACAAGCUUAGGAGGGGAGGUUUUAGCACACGAUGUGGGCUCAGAGGUAACGUGACUCUUCCAAGAUCACGCCGCUUGUGGGAAGAUCUAGAGACGGAGCCGAGGUGUUCGUUCUGAAUCCAGAAGCCAUCUGCGCCGUAGCAUAGGGCAGGUGGCCAGGAGGACGUCUGAGGCUGGGGACAGAGAGCGAGAAAAGAGCACGCAAUGUAACAGUAAGGAGCCCCACUUAGCUGUGCUCCCCGGAUCUUUUCAGGCCCUCGAGCCGUCUGCCAGGUGACCUUGCAGUGCGUGAAAGGGUUGGAGUAUAUGUGUCAGCCGUCCUGAGGACUUUGAUAAAAGGUCGGCAGAGACCGCGGUGUGCAGGCCCGGAGCGAGGCCCCAAGGCAAAUUACGCGCGUCCGUAGCCCUCCCGGGUGCGGCUUUUCAUCAGCGAUGGGGCCCUGAGCGGCCACCGUGUCUUGGAGGAUCAUGGGAUCACACCGGAGGGGAGACUCGGGAAACAGAUCUGACCCCGGCCUGACGCCCAGCCCGCCGACCCCCGGCCCGCAACGGCCGCCCGCCAAACCGCAGCCCCCUGCGGGCCCGUAAGCGUGAGGCCAAGUGCUCUGUGACGCACCGGGUCCCGGGCUGGGGUGUAGCAGCCAUCUCGCGGCUCGAAUAGAGGGCGUCUGGCCGCGUGGCCACGCAGGAACGACGCAGUCAGGGCCUCCGUCUCCUUGAGGGACUCUUCACUCGCCGCGAACUCGGGAGUCACCGGUCUUUUGUUCCGCUCAUCUAACCAGCUUCUGAGCCGCUACGUGUGAGAACCCCAUAAGCUGACACGUCGGGAACGACCUCAUCAUCCAGAUCUCCUUUUGUUUCCAGUCCACGAAUGGUCAGUCGGGUCAAAAACCGCGGGGUCAUCUGGUCGCCCCGCUGGCUUCUCCGCGUACCUCCGCUUCGUCGCCCAGCGCGACCGAGUGGUGACCCCGGACUCUGGUCUCUUCCGGCCUCUCGUUCCUGCCGCUGCUGCCGGCGUUCAGAGAGUAGCAUCCCUCGCUCUGAUGACGAUCCCCGAAGAGAUGGCCCCGCUCCUGCUCCCACCCUGUCCUCGCUCUGCAGGGCUGGCUUUCCAAAACACGUGGGAUCGUUGUACUCCCUGGCUUAGCACGUCCUCGUGACUCCAGUCGUUGCGGAGGUUGCGUCCGGACUCCUUAGCGUGUGGCAGAGCACGGUCCUCCUGGUGGAGCUCGCUCUGGGCCCACACACUGUGCGACGCUGGGGCCCGAUUCCUGGCCUGUUUGCCCCGUGUGUGUGUGCGGCUCAUCUUUCCUCUCACCCUGCUCUCCACUCACACCCGCCAGACCCAUCUCUCGCUCGCUGGGAUGCCCUUCCUGGCACCUGCCCCGCUGUGCUCGGGGAAGAGUUCUGCAUUUAGACUCCAAUGUCCCCCCCGCCCCAAGCCCCUCCGGUCAGCCCUGCGGACCGUCCAGAAUUUCAGAACCUCAGCCCACGUCACCACCAUCUCUCGGUGAAGCCUCCCCUUCCCCACAACACCUGGCCUCCCUUUGGUGUGGCCGCUGGACUCUCUCCGCCUGUCUUUACGUGGUCCUCUCCCCUCCUCGCGUGUCAGUCCCGCCCAAGAGGACUGGCUUCCCCGUAACCAUCUUGUGCUGCGCCCUGCAUCCACCAGAUGAUUACUUGAGGGAAAGCGGUGAGCGCGAGCUCCGUUUGCCGAUCUGUGAAAUGGCAGUUUCGUCGUGGCCUCGCGGCCUCGGAGAGCAGACGGGACUCUUUUCUGCCUUGGGUGUACCAACUCACCGCCUGACCCCUUGAGAUUGUGAACACUCUAUCUAGCCUGGGAAGCGGGCUGGACGGCUGAGCCAGGCCACAUCCAGAGUGGCCCAUGCUGUGGCCAGAGCCCUCCACCAGGCUGGGGGGCCGCUGGCCUGGCCUCCUGCCCAUACUUCUGGCUCUCCUUGGCAUGGCCCGGACAGAGGUGGAGGUGCUGCUGCCGCAGGAGGAACACACUCCAGCGCCUGGAGCUCUGAGCAGUAAGGAGACGUUCCUGCUCCUGUCCCUCCACAACCGCCUGCGCAGCCGGGUGCACCCUCCUGCAGCCAACAUGCAGAGAAUGGACUGGAGUGAGAGCCUGGCCCGAUGGGCUCAGGCCAAGGCGGCUCUCUGUGGUGCCCCAGCCCCGAAGUCUGCAUCGGCACCUCGAGCCACGCAGCAAGUGGGCUGGAACGUGCAGCUGCUGCCCGUGGGUUCAGCAUCUUUCGUCCACGUGGUGGGCCUGUGGUUCGCAGAGGGGCAGCGGUACAGCUACACAGCAGCCGAGUGUGCCCCCAAUGCCACCUGCACCCACUACACUCAGCUCGUGUGGGCCACCUCGAGCCAACUGGGCUGCGGGCGGCAGCCCUGCUCUGGGGCCCAGGCGGAGAUUGAAGCCUUCGUCUGCGCCUAUUCUCCCGGAGGCAACUGGGAGCUAAACGGGAAGACAAUCGCCCCCUAUAAGAAGGGCUCCUGGUGCUCUCUCUGCACAGCCAGCGUCUCAGGCUGCUUCAAAGCCUGGGACCACGCAGGGGGGCUCUGUGAGGUCCCCAGGAACCCAUGUCGCAUGAGCUGCCGGAACCACGGACGUCUCAACAUCAGCACCUGCCACUGCCAUUGUCCCCCUGGCUACACAGGCAGAUACUGCCAAGUGCGGUGCAGCGUGGAGUGCGUUCAUGGCCGGUUUCGGGACGAGGAGUGUUCCUGCGUCUGUGACGUCGGCUAUGGGGGAGCCCAGUGUGCCACCAAGGUGCUCUUCCCCUUCCACACUUGUGACCUGAGGAUCGACGGAGACUGCUUCAUGGUGUCCUCAGAGGCAGACACCUACUACGGAGCCAAGAUGAAAUGCCAGGGAAAGGGCGGGGUGCUAGCCCAGAUUGAGAGCCAGAAAGUUCAGGACAUCCUCGCCUUCUACCUGGGCCACCUGGAGACCACCAACGAGGUGACCGACAGCGACUUUGAGACCAGAAACUUCUGGAUCGGUUUGGCAACUGCGUGGAGCUGCAGGCAUCAGCCGCCUUCAACUGGAAUGACCAACGUUGUAAAACCCGGAACCGUUACAUCUGCCAGUUUGCGGAGGAGCACAUGUCCCGGUGGGCCGUGGGACCCUGAGACUCAGCCAGGCCUCUCCCCUGCCAGCCUCCCGAGGCACAGCCCUGUGUGCCCAUCUGCAGACCUGCCUGGAACAAGGGCCAGGCCAGGGCUGCAAGCCCAACAUCCACAGAGGUCGCAGACCCUGUGGGAAGUGAGGCAGGGGGCACAAGUCAGACCCAGAGAGGGCUGGGGCCCCUCAGCCUGCUUUCAUUGGGAAGAUGGGUGUCAGGCGCCCCGGGCCGGCAGUCAGAAGAGACCACUCUCCUCGGUGUGUUGCCGGACCCUGUGGGGCAGAUGGGGGCUCCUCACUGCCCAGGGUGCACCCCACAAAGGAUUAAACUAAGUUAUGAAUCA